Molecule: messenger RNA, 750 nt
Organism: Medioppia subpectinata
Lineage: Eukaryota; Metazoa; Arthropoda; Arachnida; Sarcoptiformes; Oppiidae
Source: the annotation of a GenBank genome assembly
AUGAGCAAAGGCUUAUUUUUAUCUCGUUAUCGCCAAUGGAAAUGCAUUUGCGCGCUUCACGCGACGUCAUUCACGACCGGACGCAUCAAAGCUAUGCUACCGAUAAUGUCGGACACGUUUGACCGGUUGGCCACUCUAUUGGACCCGAAAGCCCGCGACAGUCAAGUUGUCGACUUUUGCACAGUUUACGACUCGUUCACGUUUGACGUGAUUACUAGAGCUGUGGCCGGUGCCAACGCGAACGCCCUUUAUCACUCCGUAGAUCACCCCUUGUUCACCUCGGUGAUCACAAUAUUUCAAAAUGAUCAAGGUGUGCGCGAUUGGUUGGCGUUUUAUAUGACAUUUUUGCGCGGAUUUGUUGACAUACCGUUCUUUGAUCGGCAAAAAAUGCAAGUAAUCAGCAAUACUGUGUAUUACCUAAUCAGCAAACGGGUGGCCAACGACGUACUUUUCACAGCACUCGGUCAGACAAUUAACAUGUUUGCCGCCGGCCACGAGACCACAGCCUCACAGUUGUGUCUCAUUACUCGCAUACUUGCGCUCAAACCCUGGUAUCAAACAAAACUGGUUCACGAGAUUCAUAACACAUUGUAUACUAAAGAUAUUAAUGAAGUCGACAGAAUGCUUACAAAAGAGACGUAUUUAGAGGACCCUGAUCAUUUUGCCGACCCCGAUGAGUUUAAGCCGGAACGGUUCCCACCGAAAAAUCUAGAUGAUAUCAAACCUACUCUUUGCGAUUCGCUGUUUUAG